Gastrolobium bilobum is the source of this 744-nucleotide messenger RNA. RefSeq lists its product as uncharacterized. The transcript is spliced from 2 exons. Lineage: Eukaryota; Viridiplantae; Streptophyta; Magnoliopsida; Fabales; Fabaceae. The record is from RefSeq and is a predicted model, not a curated record. The coding region runs from base 1 to 744 and encodes 247 amino acids.
AUGACUGUUAUGAGUAUGUUAUCUUAUUUUGUUCUCUAUACGGUUUCUGCUACUUCUGCUAACUUUGUUGCUCAAGUGAAUAUGAUUUCCAUGCUUAAUGGGUCGAAUUUCAAGCUGUGGAAAGAGCAUGUGGAAAUUUUUUGCGGCUGUAUGGAUUUAUACAAUGCGCUAAGGUUUGAGAAACCUACUUCUACUCCAAAAAAUCCAAAUACGGAUAAGGUUGAGAAGUGGGAACGCUCAAAUCGCAUGUAUCUGAUGAUCAUGAAAUGCUCCGUUCCGAAGGCGUUUAGGGGCUCGAUAGUUGAGACUACUGAUGCCAAGAUGUUUUUGAAGGAACUCGAGCAAUACUUUGCUCGAAAUGAAAAGGCUGAAAUUGGUCAAACCUUGUCCAACCUCAUUAAUAUGAGGUAUAAUGGAAAGAGAAACAUAAGGGAGUACAUUAUGGAAAUGUCUAACCUUGCUGGAAAACUAGAGGCAUUAAAGUUAGAGCUGCCAUGUGAGUUGCUCAUGUACUUAGUUAUAAUAUCUCUUCCUUCACAAUAUGGUCAAUUUGUAGUACCUGUUCAUGACAUUGUUAUGGAACAUGCUUCGAUUCCUGACAUUACUUUGGUUCAAGACAACAAUGAACCACCUCCUUUGCCACAUGAAGAACAAACUCAACAAAUUCAAGAAGUUCCAGUAAGGAGAUCCAUUAGAGAAAGGAGAAACGCAAAUCCAGAUGAUUAUAUUGUAUUUCUUCAAUAG